UUGAUGGUGGUCCGGUUUUUGUCCUCUCUCACGAUUCCUUCCAUGUCAGGUUAAUGCGCAAUGCAAAAAAAUUUUAAAUCUUUUUUUUUUCUCCCCUUGAUAUAUAGUUUGUUUGAAUAUGGGAUGUUGGCUUGGGAAUCCUUUGGGGCAUGAUGCGUUGUCCUGCUGGCUGUUAGAGGCAGGGGUGCGUAUUAGCCAUUGUGAGCUCAAUGGUAAUACAGGCCAGCAUUGGAGAUCUAAUUCUUCUUCCCACGUCCUUGUUUCCAUCUUUUCUGAUAGUUGUACUAUCUUAAUCAUCGACAUGUUUCAUAUCAUCCUCCUCUCUUUAUUCUCUCGUCUUGGCCUUUUUUUUUUCUUUUGCUCAGCCCUCCUAGGUGGUUUUCCCAGUUCACCUUGCCUGUUCCCACCGUAUCAUUCUUGCAACGUCGGCCCCUGGUCGAUGCCACUAUCCCCGCUUGCCAUUGACAACACAUACUUCUUCCCAGGCUUUCGGGAGAGGCUCCUGGAGCUUGAGGAGGGGGCGUGCGGGAGGGAGGGUAGAACUACAGACUGCUACUCAGUUUCUUCCCGUUUCGGCUGGUUCUUGGGAAUUUUUUAAAUGUCCUAGCAGACCCUUGUCAUGUUAAGCGAUUUGAUCUUCCCCAUGGAUUUGCGCGGUCGUAGCCUAUGAUGAUGUUAUUCAAGUACGUAUCUCGAUACAUCGCCCAUUGCCUUAUACGCUCUUUACAAUGGCGUCAAAUUUGCUAUUCGAAAAUUUUCAGGAAGAAGAUCCUUAUUUGUCUUAGUUGUGAAGACGCUAUGAGCAAAUUAGAACCAUCUAGUGGCAUCUCUUCCAGGUCGUCGGCCGACGUGCUGUGGUAUAAGCCCGCAGCUUCAUGCAUAGAAAAACUCAAUCGCCAUCUCCAUGACCAAGUUUUGUCAGGCCAUGAUCUGUCUUAACAAGCC
Molecule: messenger RNA, 945 nt
Organism: Trichoderma asperellum CBS 433.97
Lineage: Eukaryota; Fungi; Ascomycota; Sordariomycetes; Hypocreales; Hypocreaceae
Source: RefSeq, a predicted model, not a curated record